AUGAACUUUGCUCAAGAGACAAAAGGCUACGGUUUCGGCGUCGCUACUCCAGAAGGAUGUGAUAACCUUCAAUUUGACGUGGGAGUUAAACUCGGCAAAAAAUUCGAAUGCACAGACGAUGACGGCGCGGUGUUCAACCAUUAUAUCCUUCCGGGGAACAAGCGGCGUUUGGGUAUCGGCAAUGAAGCACUCUUCAACGCAAGGUCAGACGGGACCCCCGUCGUUAUCAAAGCACCGAAUUUAUCGGCUUUGGGGCAUGAUUUGAAUUCGGGGGACUGGACCGGUCAAUUACAAUUGUCGUUCUCGCCGAAGCCGUUAAUUGUGACGGGCUGCGGCGGACUAAAAUCCGUGGAGAAUAUCUGGGACGACGAGACGGAUACUAUUGUACACCACGAAGUGGUAGUUACACAUCAUGUCGACGAAUAUGGAUUUCGGCUCGACGUGGGGGUUGUUGUGAAGCAAGAAGACUUGCCAGCGGAUAUUGUUGAGUCUUUCAUACCAGGAUCUCGUGUUUCCUUUGCGGGGACACAUAUAGAGGGGUCCGGCGACGGUGGACUAAUCAAAGUCAAGGCGUGGUGA
Messenger RNA from Puccinia triticina, 579 nucleotides. RefSeq lists its product as uncharacterized. The transcript is spliced from 5 exons. Bases 1 to 579 code for a protein of 192 amino acids. The record is from RefSeq and is a predicted model, not a curated record. Lineage: Eukaryota; Fungi; Basidiomycota; Pucciniomycetes; Pucciniales; Pucciniaceae.